CCCAAACCACCGCACGACGGGCCGCGGCGGGGCGCGGGGCGGGGCGGGGGCGGAUCCCGGGGCGGCGGGGCCGCUGCGGACGAGCCCGCGGAGCCGGCGCUGCCCCGGGGCCCCGCACGAUGCCCUACCUGCUCGUCAGCACCCAGAUCCGCCUGGAGGUCGGCCCAACCAUGGUGGGAGAUGAACAUUCGGAUCCCAACCUGAUGAACUACCUGGGGGCCACGAAGAGGAACAUGUUGGGUAACCACUUCUGGGAGUACUAUGUAAAUGAUGCACCCCGGAUAGUCCUGGACAAGCUGGAGAACUGUGGUUACCGAGUGGUCAGCAUGACAGGCGUGGGCCAGACGUUGGUGUGGUGCCUCCACAAGGAAUAGCAAGGAGGACUUCUGCGUUCCGCCUGGACAAGACCCUGCUGUGGAUCAUCUCACGCAGGACUGACAGCAAACUUUCCCCCUUGAGUAAUUCCUUUCUGUCCCAGACUCCAGGAACUCGUGUAGGUGUGUGUGUGUUGGGGGGGGGGGGGGGGAGUGCCAUGGAGGCAAAACUUCACCUAACAGAAGCUUGCCAUCCCAGCCAUUGCACAAGGCCUUAGAGGAGGAAUGUAUGCCCAAUCCAGACUAAAGGUAAAUCAUACGCAGAGAACAGAUGGGUCUAACUAUACAUUCGCCCAACUGGCAGUCUGGCAAAUACUAUCCUUUUACAUUUUAAUCAUCCUCUAUUUAGCAUGCAUUGGAGGGAGCUCAAAUAAGAGACUUACCAGUCUCUUCCUUAGGGCUGCCCCACAGAGGUGCUGAGCUGUGAGAGUUCAGAGCAUGCCGCCACCCAGUCUAUGGGAGGGCAGUUGGGAGGGGAGGCCAAACAUGAAUGGCACUCUCUCUCAUCUCUUGCAGCCAAAGUGGUGGCUGCUAAACCAGCACACUGCCCUUUGAGAAUCCCUUCAUUUGGCAGCAAGGCCAGUUUCUCUCCCCAAUGGAAUUGUGGUUAGCAGUGUCAGACUUUAAGUCCCAAGACUGCCAUUCAAGCAUAACACCUAGUUCCUGAAAUAGCCUUAGAGCAGCACAGGAAGGUCCAGUGGACAUUUCAGGUAUGGGCUGUGUAAUCUUAACAGCAGCAAUUGCAAUGCUGGAUUGUUUUGGACUGUGUGUAUUGAUCCUGCUGUAGUGGUAACACCAAUAAAACAUUUAUCUAAAGAGA
Dromaius novaehollandiae (emu) is the source of this 1194-nucleotide messenger RNA. RefSeq names its product GTP cyclohydrolase I feedback regulator (gene GCHFR). The coding region runs from base 120 to 374 and encodes 84 amino acids. Gene Ontology annotation, biological process: negative regulation of biosynthetic process. Gene Ontology annotation, cellular component: cytoplasm; nucleus. The record is from RefSeq and is a predicted model, not a curated record. Lineage: Eukaryota; Metazoa; Chordata; Aves; Casuariiformes; Dromaiidae. The transcript is spliced from 3 exons. Gene Ontology annotation, molecular function: GTP cyclohydrolase binding.